GUUGUUGUUUUCCUGACAUCAGGAGCUGGUGGGGUGUCUGAUGGGAAUUGAAGAGACUCUGGUCCUCGUGCUCCUGCAGGAGUUUCCUUCAUAAAGUCUGCUGAUGGAGACCUCCUCCUCUGCUGUGCAGACACAGCUGCACUGCUGCCAGUAUCUGCUGCAUGCGCUGCACACCCAUGUCUAACAAAAGCCAUGUUCUGUCUCUUGUGCUUCCCCUGACCAGCUUCGGCAAUGUGUUGAUUUUCCUGUUCAACAUCUUCCUGGCUACGGCGAUCACCUGCCUGAACGUGUCUGUGUUUGUGUCCAUCCUCCUCAGCAGGGCGCUGCGCGGGGAGAACCGCUUCAUGUACAUGCUGAGCACCUGUCUCAGUGACACCUGCACAGGUGCUUCCUAUUACUACAUCGGGGUGUUUGACGUGACUGACAGCUCUGACUCCCCCACCAGAACGUUUUACAUCGCCCCCACCUUCCAGGGCAUCUCCUUCAUGGCUGUCCUGGCCGCUCAGGCUGACAGGUACCACGCUGUGGUCUCACCUUUCAAAUACUCUCAGCGCAUGACCCGAAACAGAACCCUGAUGGUCAUCUGCUCCUACUGGAUCUACGCCUUCUUCAUCGUCGCUCUGCAUAACUUGCUUCCUACUAUAAGUGCCAGACAGAUCACUAGUUUUGGUGGUUUGGCAGGGAACAUCCUGGCAAUCAUCAUCAUGAUAGGUUUCAACAUCAGACUGUUUAUUAUAGCCAAGUACCAGCUGGGGAAAGAGGCGCCCUCUGAUGAGAGGGACAGCAAACGCUCCUCUGUGUACCUCAUUCUGGUGGUGGCUGUGUUCUUCAUAGGAACCUGGGUUCCUUUUUUCUGUUGGGGCAUCAUUUGUUUUUUCGCUAACACCCAGUGUCACAGCUUCAAGAACGACGGCACGGAUCCGAUCCGCAUUCUACCUCGAGUGAACGCAGCUCUCACCCCCAUUCUGUACAUCAGAGGCUGCGCGGCGCUCAAAGCCUCGCUGUACUCCACUGUGUGCAGGGCCUGCUGCCAGAGAAGAGCUGGUAGGAGACCCGGCCCGUCCAAACACCCAGUUCUGCCUUAAGUCUGCAGGUGGAGGGAAAUGUUGGAGAUCAAUUAUUUGAUUUUUAAAGGGUUAAUUUGACAAAAGAAAAUAUAAGGGUACACUGAAAUUAGUUGUUAAAGCAAAUCUGAAUAAAAUAAAUAAUCAUUUUGGUCAAAUUUUGUGCAAGAAUUGCUUAGUCUGGUGAUUUAUUUUUAUUUAUGUAUUCAUUUAGCACAAAUCAAACAUGCAACAUAUAACAUAAAAAAAUAUAAAGGAGAACAAAGGAUAAAAUUUUACAUGGGUUAAUAGAAAAAAAUGAAUUUGCAGGGAGUGGAGGAAGUCAAAAGGUUUUUAAAAGGCCACCCCUGAAAAGAAGAUAAAAUAAAACAAAUAAAUAGAAAUAUUUAUAUGUAAAAUGCAAUAUAUAUAUUUGUAAAACAGUAAAGCAAAAUAUAAUUUUUUUCACCUUUUUACAUGAAUGUGAAUCUCAAUAGACGGUUUAAAAAUUAGAUUAUUCCAUGUAUUUAGCUAAAAGUCUGUUUUUUGUGUUGUUUUGUAAAUAAUAAGAUGUUGUUAUUCAGCAGGUCUGUAUGUGCAUUUCACAACUUUGGUCCAUGAAAUCUCAUUGAGAAUUGUUCAGGAUUUCUUUUGUAGAGGGGCAGAUGUAAUUUGGAAGCUUGUCAGGUCGGAUACUGGUGGAUUUGAUGGUUGAAGGCAAAGUAAUCGUUGACUCGGGAGGGCCUGUUGUUGUUGUAGAGAGCAUUAAAUACAAAUUUACAGGUCAAUAAUGUAUUGAAAUCAUAAAUGUUAAGAAGCUUCAGAUUAUUGAAUAUUGUUUUAAAGACUGCAAUUGAGUUGAUUUAGUUUUUAAUUAAAUGCUUGUAUGAUAUUUUGUCGUUUUUUGUCUCGUGCGUUCAUCAAUGGACCACCUUUGACCCCAGAAUAAAAAUAAAGCUGGAUCCUUAGAUGCCUCCAAGGUGCAAUUCACGCGGCAGCCACACGAUGUCAGCAGAGCACUUAGUGGCCAUCUCCAUGCAGGUCUACGUGCAAAGCACAACAAACUCAAAAAAUAGAAAAUAAUUUCUUCAAAUGUUUUUUUAUGAAAUGCAAAAUAAAAUAAAAAAAUUUCAAAAAUGUCAUGUUAUUUCCAAACACUAGUAGAUGAAUGCAUGAGGCUGAAACCUUUCCAGCUUUCCAUUGGAUGUG
Molecule: messenger RNA, 2252 nt
Organism: Oryzias melastigma (Indian medaka)
Lineage: Eukaryota; Metazoa; Chordata; Actinopteri; Beloniformes; Adrianichthyidae
Product: sphingosine 1-phosphate receptor 4
Exons: 2
Coding region: 162-1085 (307 amino acids)
Biological process (GO): G protein-coupled receptor signaling pathway
Cellular component (GO): membrane
Molecular function (GO): G protein-coupled receptor activity
Source: RefSeq, a predicted model, not a curated record